Molecule: messenger RNA, 2990 nt
Organism: Vollenhovia emeryi
Lineage: Eukaryota; Metazoa; Arthropoda; Insecta; Hymenoptera; Formicidae
Gene: bnb
Product: fibrous sheath CABYR-binding protein-like
Exons: 3
Coding region: 317-1822 (501 amino acids)
Source: RefSeq, a predicted model, not a curated record
GGGCCCCGGCGAUUCCAUCUCGACACACGACCCAACCUUCAUCCCGAUCGCCAACGGUCCUUCGCAAACGAGCGUAAUCGCACGCGCGCGAAAAAAACGAGAGGGAAGACAAGAGAAAGAGAGACAGAGACAGGAAACCCCCGCGUUCUUUCGUUUUCCGAUCGAUCGCGCCCGAUCGAAGUUCGCGCGAACCGGUGAGAGCUGAUCCGCGAGGCAGAAGCAAGACAAGCCGAAGAGGAGAUCGCCGCUGUGCCCGACGCCGACUCGACUGGCAAGAGUUUCAACGCUUACGGAGCAGAGAAAAAGACAUAUCACAAUGAUAAAAUUCGCUGUGGUAACGAUGGUGUGCCUCUUGGGGCUGAAGAUGAUCGCUGCGAUGCCAGUGGCCGAGCACCACGAGAGCCAUAAGCCGCAGCCGGUUGUACCUCUCGAGGAGAAGACUGCGGUGGAAUCGCUGAAGGCGGCAGAGACGGCUUCGGGGGCCGUGCAGAGCAACGCACCCGCGGAACCAGUGGCGGCUAGCCAGCCAGCACAGCCAGCGGCCGAGCAACCCGCCGCGGUUAACGAGCCUGCCGUGAGGAGCAGCGAGUCCGCUAGCGAGGAAGCUCAACCGGUCAAGGCGAAGAAGGACGAGCCGCUGCAGCCGGAGCAGCCGAAAGCAGUGUCCGAGGAAGCUCAACCGCAGCCCAGCCCCUCCGAGGAACAACUCGAAGAGAAGGAGGAGCCGAAGGUGUUGCCUACCGCCGAAGCCGAGAAGAAACAGGAGCAAGAAAUCCUCAAGGAAGCGCCAUCCGAAACGAAGGAGUCCGUGCAGCCUGCACCGCAGGAACAACCGGUCGAAGUUCCGAUCGAGAAAAAAGAGGAACAAGUAGGCAAGAGCGCGGAGACGGUCGAACCCGCGGCCGAGAAACCCGUGGCCAUCGAGAAGCGCGCUGACGACGCUGUCGAGAAAAUCGUUAAGGAAGAGCCGAAAGAGGAGAAGAAGCUAGAGGAGCCGGUGGCACAGCCAGCCCCGAAGAAGGAAGAGUCCGCGGAAGUUCCCGCAGUCGCCGCCACCGAGGACAAGAAGGUUGAAGCGAAGGCCGUCGAACAACUGAAGGAAUCUGAGGGUCACUCGCUUGCCCACGCUAAGAUCGAGGACAAGCCCGACCGCGUAACCAAGCGCGACGCUGAAGAAUCCGCCGCAUCCGCCCCCGCCCCCGCCGCCGCUGCCGCCUCAGCUGCAGCCCCCGCUGCUCAGGAACCGGCUCAGUCGCAGGAGAAAUCUGCGCCUGUCGCCGAGGCCGAGCAGGCCAUAGCGGAAGUACUUGCGCCGGUGGAGGAGCCGAAACCCGCCGAGACGAGCGAGAAGGUUGAGAAGAGCGAGCAGCUAGAGACGGCGCCCGCCGAGCAGCCGGCUGUCAAAGUCGAGGAGCCAGCUAUCAAGAGCGAGGAGAAGGUAGCCGAGGUAGCUGUCGAAAAGGAGGCUGAAAAGGAAGCAAAAAGUGCUGAUUCUCCUGUCCAACAAGUGGAGGCGGCCAAGGAGCAACAGCCCGUGCAGCCUCAGGAAUCCAGCCAGACCAAACGGGAUGCGGCCGAGCUGCCUCAGGUCAAGUCGGAACUUCCGGCCGCGGAGGAGCCGCAACCGGCGCAGCAGCCACAGCCACAGCCACAGCAACAGGAAGUCGCCAAAGAAGUGAAGGAACGCUCCAAUGACUCCUCCGAAGAAAAGUCCGCUGAGGACAGCAAGGAGAUCAAGAGCAGCGAAGAAGACAAGUCUUCCGAGGAGCAGAAGGACGCCAAGCCUAAGCUGGGGGAAUUGCUCCCGAAGCCCGAGCAGUAAAUCUCGGCGCGGGGAGAAUUUAAUUGAUGAGUAACCUCAGCAGCGCGGCAGCAACAGCAGCAGCAGCAUCAUCUCGAGGAGAAGGAGUAAGGAGAGGACUGCUCCUCUUAAGGAUCGGGACGAGCUCAGGCAUCGACGUCUCUGGCCACCGGGACGUGGGCACGAGUUCGUCGCGAGACAACAGGAGCGGAAGCGAGAGAGAGAGAGAGAGAAUGUGUGUAUAUGCGUGCGUGUGUAUCUUGUGAGAGAGCGAGAAUGAGAAAACCAGAGUAAGCAGCACUCUCAGCGAGUCGAAUCCGAAAAGUAUGUAAGUACCGCACAGUGUGAAUGAGAGAGAGAGAGAGAGGAGAAAAAUUAAGAGAGAGAGUGCGAAAGAGCGAUCCCAUCGACCCCCAUCGAUCUUUCUAUAGGGUAGAGUUGUCCGAUCUUCGACAGCGCACUACGAUCUCGGUAGCGCAUCUCCGGGAGCGCGGGACGAUCGCGUGUUACCGGAUGCCGCGACACGGGCGAACGACACCGCGUAUCGAUCGUACCUUCGAUACGCGACGAUCGACGCCCGCGAUCCGGCGUCCCGGCAGACGGCAGACGGAGAACACGCGGCGGUCCAUCACGGGAUGCGGCUCGGCCUGGCUCCGAGCGACAUUCCCGUUCGUCCCCGCGGACAUUGCGAUCUGUCCGCGGGGACGAACUCUGCCCCUCCCCCCAUCCCUUGAUCAAUAUCUCUCAUCUCCUUUAUGGAACCCCCCCCCCUCUGUGUCCCAUCCGAGAAUGACACACCACUACGACACCUGAUAAACUCAUCCCGAUAAACUAUGUAGUAAGUAGCUCGACUCUCUCUGUCUUCUUUUUAGAGAUACAUGUGUCAUUAUUAUUAUUAUUAUUACGAUUUAGUACCAGUACCACUAUUAUUAUUAAUAUUAUUAUUUGUAUUAUUGCUAUCAUCAUCGUUAUAAUAAUAAUUAUUAUUACUGUGAAUCCCCCGACGGCCUCGUGUUACUACCAACCGCCUAUCUAUAGACCGUUCGUUCACGAACUGCGAGUUCGAAUUUCAUCGUUUUCAUAACUUAACAACGCACACAGAAGUGUAAAAGUAUAAAUCUCUAGAUUUCAUAUGGCAAUAAUAACAAGACUCGGUUCUUACAUAAAUACAAAAAUAUUUUUCGAGCGA